GCCUGUUCGAGCUCGCUGGCAGAGCACGGGCGGCGGGGAGGAGGGAGCAGAAGAAAGCGGCGCGGCAGUGAAAGACGAGCGGCCGGCGGAGGAGCAGGGCCUGCGCUGCCAGAACCCCGACUGCCCCGACAGCAGGAGGGCCGUGAAGGUAUGCCACCACGCCGAGUGCCAGCAGCUGAACCGCGGCAGCCCCCUGAGCCUGUGUGAGGCCUGCGACGGGCGCUUCCACGGCGCCAUGCACUUCGACGGGCACGUCCGCUUCGACCUGCCGCCGCAAGGCUCCGUGCUGGCCCGCAACGUCUCCACGCGCUCCUGCCCGCCGCGCACCGGCCCGGCCUCCGACCCCGACGAGGACGACGACGCGCCCGCCGACGGCACCGGGGACGGGAGGAGCUCGGCGCUCAAGCUGCCCAAGAAGAAGGCUCGCCGGCGGCACACGGACGACCCCAGCAAGGAGUGCUUCACCCUGAAGUUCGACCUGGACGCCGACGCGGGGACGGAGAUCGUGCCGGCCGCGAGGAAGAAGUCGCUGGGGGAGGUGCUGCUGCCCGUGUUCGAGCGGAAGGCGCUGGAGCCCAGCGCGGUGGACAUCUACCUGGAGCAGUCGCACACGCCGCUGUCGCUGCGCUUCGAGGCGUACCGCUUCGGGGGACACUACCUGCGCGUGAGAGCCAAGCCCGGCGGCGAGCCCGCGGCGGACCCCAAGGACGCCCGCUCGGCCAGCCUGCCCGCCCCGCGCGACGCCGACGGCCUGGCCCCGGGCAGGCGGCGCAAGAACGUGACGGAGUUCCUGGGCGACGCCGGCGUCCCCGAGCCCCCGCCGCACGGCAGCGGCUCCCUGCCCGGCGGCGCCGGUGACACCUGGAAGAACCGGGCGGCCAGUCGCUUCAGCGGCUUCUUCGGCUCCGGUGCCGGCGCCGGGCCGCCCGGGCGGGAGGGGGACAGGCUGGAGCAGCUGGAGAGCACGCUGCACGCCUACAGCAGCUUCGGGCUGCCCAAGCUGCCGCCGCAGCUCCGCUUCGACCAGGACUCGUGGGAGGAGGAGGAGGAGGAGGAGGAGGAGGAGGGCGACGCCGCCGGCCCGGCGCUGGAGGGCAGCUGGCAGGACAUCAUCGAGGGCGCGGAGGCCCUGACGCGGCGGCAGUGCCACCAGCAGGAAGCCAUCUGGGAGCUGCUGCACACCGAGGCCACCUACAUCCGCCAGCUCCGGGUGAUCGCGGACCUCUUCCUCCGCUGCCUGCUGAACCUGCAGGAUUCGGGGCUGCUGUGCGAGGUGGACGCCGGGCGCCUCUUCGGCAACGUCGGGGAGAUCAUCGGGCUGCACCGCCGGCUGUGGAGCGGCGUCAUGGCCCCGGCGCUGGAGAAGGCCCGCCGCACCCGGGCGCCGCUGGAGCCCCUCGACGUCCUCAAGGGCUUCCGCGCGUUCGGCUCGCUCUUCCAGCCCUACGUGCGCUACUGCAUGGAGGAGGAGGGCUGCAUGGCGUACAUGCGGGCGCUGCUGCGCGACAGCGAGCUCUUCCGCGUCUACGUGGCGUGGGCCGAGAAGCACCGGCAGUGCAGCCGCCUGAAGCUCAGCGACAUGCUGGUGAAGCCGCACCAGCGCCUCACCAAGUACCCGCUGCUGCUCAAGUCCCUGCUGAAGAAGACGGACGACGCGCGCAGCCGGGAGGCCGUCGCCGCCACGAUCGGCUCCGUGGAGCGGUUCAUCAACCACGUCAACUCCCGCAUGCGGCAGCGGCAGGAGCGGCAGCGCCUGGCCGCCGUGCUCGGCCGCAUCGACGCCUACGAGGUGGUGGAGAGCGGCACGGACGAGGUGGACAAGCUGCUGCGCGAGUUCCUGCACCUGGACCUGACGGCGCCGAUGCCCGGAGCCUCCCCGGACGACACGCGGCAGCUGCUGCUCGAGGGCGGCCUGCGCAUGCGGGAGGGCAGGGACAGCAAGGUGGACGUCUACUGCUUCCUCUUCACCGACCUCUUCCUCAUCACCAAGCCCGUCAAGAAGGCCGAGCGCACCAAGGUCAUCCGGCAGCCGCUGCUGGUGGACAAGGUGGUGUGCCGGGAGCUCAAGGACCCGGGCUCCUUCCUGCUCAUCUACGUCAACGAGCUCGGCAGCGCCGUGGCCGCCUACACCUUCCAGGCCGGCGGGCCGGCGCUGUGCCGCGGCUGGGUGGAGGGGCUGCACAACGCGCAGACCCUGCUGCAGCGGCUGCGGCUGCAGGAGCAGCAGCGCAGCCGGCGCCUGCGGCAGGAGGAGGAGGAGGAGGAGGAGGAGAGCGGCGCCUCGGCGGGCAGCUCGCCCACGGUGCUGCGCCGGAGCACCGCCAGCCUCGACUCGCAGCGCUGCCCCUCGGACGGCUCCACGGAGACCAUCGCCGUGGUGGUGGUGGACGCCAGCGACGAGCUCUCCUCGCCGGACGCCGACGCGGCGCCGUUCAGCUCCCAGUCGGACGAGGCCUCGCUGGGCACCGCGGCCUCGGGCGGCACCCCCACGGCCGAGGCGCCCGCCGGCUGCCGCUCCGCCUCCCUCGACAGCGCCUACGGCACGCUGUCGCCCGCCUCGCCGCCGGAGCCGCCCCCGGGUGCCCCGCGGCCGCCCUCGCCCCGGCUGCGCCGCCGCCCGCCCGUGCAGCGCCCGCCCGCCGCCCGCCGCCUCCUCAAGUCCAAGUCGGAGGCCGACCUGCUGCUGGCCGCCCGCCCCGCCGCCCCGCGCGGCCCCGGCCCCGGCCCCGGCCCCGGCGUCGCCCACAGCCGCAGCCUGGGCGACCUCCGCGCCGCCCCCCCGCCGCCGCGCCACCGCCACCGCCGCAGCACCAGCGGGGCCCCCGGCCGGCCCCCCGCGCCCGCCGGCUCCGGCUCCGAGCGCUCGGAGCCCGAGGAGCCGGCGGGCGGCCCCGGCCCCGGCCCCGGCCCCGGCCCCGCCGCGCCGCCCCCCGCCCGCCGCGCCCUCUCGGACCCGCAGCCGCCCCGGCACCGCAAGCUCACCUUGGCCCAGCUCUACCGGAUCCGGACCACGCUGCUGCUCAACUCCACGCUGACCGCCUCGUAA
This is a messenger RNA of Dromaius novaehollandiae (emu), 3046 nucleotides long. RefSeq names its product pleckstrin homology and RhoGEF domain containing G5 (gene PLEKHG5). NCBI's taxonomy places the organism in Eukaryota, Metazoa, Chordata, Aves, Casuariiformes, Dromaiidae. The record is from RefSeq and is a predicted model, not a curated record. Gene Ontology annotation, biological process: endothelial cell migration; Rho protein signal transduction. Gene Ontology annotation, cellular component: axon; endocytic vesicle; plasma membrane. The transcript is spliced from 21 exons. Bases 236 to 3046 code for a protein of 936 amino acids. Gene Ontology annotation, molecular function: guanyl-nucleotide exchange factor activity.